AUGGGCAUAUCAAACUGUCGACCGCUUGCUCACCAGAGUCUGGCGGGUAUUGUUCCAACCGGCAUGUCACUCGGACGGGGUGGGCCAAGGCAGAAGAUUGCUCUGGCUGACUGUGCUCUGGCUGUUCAGGCGGGCUGUCAUGAUAUCCCCUCUUGCGUUGGUCUCGCCUUUCUGGCUCUCUUCUUUUCUCGGCAGCUCUUUUACUCUUCAACUCCCCUUCUUCUCCUCCUCCUCCUCCUCUUCCCCCUUUUUUCCUCUUCCUCCCGAGCCCAGCCUCGGGCGCAACUAAAGCCGGGCCAGUGCGGAAGUGGCAACAGUUGCGAGUUGGUCCGAGGGCUCAGACAGCCAAUAAACCUGUCUCGUGAAAACCGUCUCAUUUCUCAAUUUCACUUUCACUUUCACUUUCACUUUUAUUUUCACUUUCACUUUUUCCCAUUUCACUUUCAAUUCCACAACCCGUCUCCGUGGGGUAAUCGCAUCAGGUUUGUGGUUGCCAUCUAUUGCACCGUUUACUCGGUCGUCUGCAAUUGUUGCAAAGCAGCACAUGUUGAGAAUGUGCCGCGCUCCCCGAUGGCAUGGCCGACUGGGGACGGAUUUCCUGUCGAGCAUGCAGUCUUUCAGGCCUUUUUUCCCGUUUCAUUGCCUCCCUUCAACCCUUUCGUCUCGCUCCACAAGCCGACGAUCCUCGCUGCUCGCUGCUCGCUGCUCGCCCAAAACCAAUUCGGCUCACUUUUAUAA
This is a messenger RNA of Protopolystoma xenopodis, 738 nucleotides long. NCBI's taxonomy places the organism in Eukaryota, Metazoa, Platyhelminthes, Monogenea, Polystomatidea, Polystomatidae. The record is from the annotation of a GenBank genome assembly.